Gymnodraco acuticeps is the source of this 1929-nucleotide messenger RNA. It is a transcript of the gene rad18, whose product is annotated as RAD18 E3 ubiquitin protein ligase. Bases 113 to 1630 code for a protein of 505 amino acids. Gene Ontology annotation, biological process: DNA damage tolerance; protein monoubiquitination. The record is from RefSeq and is a predicted model, not a curated record. The transcript is spliced from 13 exons. Gene Ontology annotation, cellular component: Rad6-Rad18 complex; nucleus. NCBI's taxonomy places the organism in Eukaryota, Metazoa, Chordata, Actinopteri, Perciformes, Bathydraconidae. Gene Ontology annotation, molecular function: single-stranded DNA binding; ubiquitin protein ligase activity.
AUGACGCAGGAAGAGGCGCCAGCGGGACUUUGAUUUCAGAUUUAUAAUCGUAACACUAAAACUAAAAGUUUUGUGCAUUUCUUAAAUAGCUGUUUCUUUCAGUUUACCAGACAUGGCCCUACAUGUUGAAGCAGAUUUACCACCUGGAGUUGCAUGUCUGAAAAAUGUGGAUGCCCUUCUUCGGUGUCCUAUUUGCUUUGACUUUCUCAACAUUUCAAUGAUGACGAAAUGCUCUCACAACUUUUGCUCCUUAUGCAUCAGGAAAUGUCUUUGCUAUAAGAUGCAGUGUCCUGUUUGCAAUGCACAAGCAACAGAGCAAGAUCUAAGAACCAACCGUUUAUUGGACGAGCUGGUUGUUAACUUCCAGGCUGCAAGGCAGCAGUUGUCAAAAGCACAUUUUGACACUUCUCCAAUAUCCCCAAGUGCCCCAGCUUCAGCUGUCGAAUGCAGAACUCCCAAACGGAGGGGCCAGAAGUGUAACCGUGCUGUUUUGAGUAACUUUUUCCAAAAGAUGCCUAAAACAUCUCCCGCCAAAAAAAACCGGCACGAUGCUUCUGAUUCUCAUUUAACUCGGCGGGGGAAAAUACAGACUGUACGCACCGACAAUGCAAAUGACGCUGACCUACAUUCAGCAAAUGCACGACUUCCAGUGGUUGUGAAGGAAGAGCCGAAUGAUUAUGAGGAGGAGUCAUCUAUCCAGAAAUUGAUGUCAGUCAAACAGGAGGCUGCAGUAGUCCCGCACAGUAUCAGCACCGGGCAUGCAAUGGCACAUUCCUCGUCACUAUCGAAUGACAUAAAGCCCGUAAUCAAAGUGGAGUGCCCUGUGUGCUCUGUAAGUGUGCUGCAACAGUUUAUCAACAAGCAUCUGGACACGUGUCUGACCAGUGGAGACAGGAAGGAAAGCAUGAGGAGCUCUUUAUGCAAUACGAGACGUCCAAUGACGAAGGUGGUGUACAACCUGCUGUCCAUGCAGGAGCUGAAGAGGAGGCUGAAGAAGUGCCAUCUCUCAAUGCAGGGUCCUCGAGACCAGCUGAUCAAAAGAUACCAGGAGUUCGUCCAGAUAUACAACGCCCAGUGUGAUUCACUAAACCCAAAACCAGCUGAAGAUAUUGCCAAAGAUUUAGAGUCCAACGAGAAGAUCAGGAAUCAACUGAAGGCUAAAACCAAACCUGUCAUGGUUUUCACAAAGAAUCAGUCUGAGAAGGAUAUUGAUGACGUUCACUCCAACUACAGGAAGCGGCACAGCAGUGACUUUUCACGCCUGAUUGCUCAGGUUCGGGGUCGCUUAGAGACCACCAGGCAGACUCGUAUCAAACGGGAAGACAUUGUGGAAGGAGACGAUGCACAGAAAACAAAGGCUGCAGGAUCAAUAAAGGGCUCAGUGAUGAAAGCAGAAGACAAAGAAUCUGACGAGGAGCCACCUGCAAAAAUAAUGGAAUGGUCCUCCAGCCCCGCCCACAGUGAAGUGUCCAUCAGCAGUUCCAUCUCAGACAUCUUUGGUCCGGAGGCUGUCAGUAACCCUCAAGACAUGGAGGGGAAACCAGGUCAAAAGAGAGCAUCGAGCACGAGAGAAGACGAUGCAGCAUCCUUGCCCGUCAGUGGAAAACGACGGCGGAAAACAACGAUGUAAAAGAUGUCAAUUAAAUACAUUUUUGAGUGAAAUUCAAGCAAAUUAUGAAGUGAUGCACUUUAUGAUCUUUCUGGUUCCGGCAUUUCAUUUGUGUGACUUUCUGAAGUUGCGUUAUUUACAUCAUGUUAUGGUAUUAUGUAAUGUUUAGAAUUGUUACAUUCUUUACGGUCUUGUGAUCCACGUUGAGCUGUUGCCAUAUCAUCACAUUUUUCCAGGACCAAGAGGACUAUAUAAAUGUUACUUGUUCUAAGUUUCAGUGUAAUAUGGAUUUUAUUCUGAAAUAAACUUGUUGAAUUCUG